UGACAUCAGUGUAAUCUCCAUUAUUGAAUAAGUGCAACUUUCAGGGUUAUUUAUGGCACCCGCGCGCUGUCAUGAAUGGCUGUGGGGGAGCACGUGAUACCAUUAAACUUUGUUUUAUGGCCAGGGAGUUGACAAGCCAAAAUAUAAUUCACAUUGUGUAUUAGAAAGGCCUUGCAGACGUUUAGAAAAGAUCACAGUGUCGGUACGGGAGCCCGAGUAAAUGCUUAUUUAGUUUUGAACAUGGAUAUCGACGCUUCUCGGUGCGCCUUACGUGAUCAGAGUGUCCCUCGAGGUGUGUAUGGCUUCUUACCCGCUAAUAGACUCCCUUCACCUCGAUUGGCCAAAUCCGGUCACAUGGCUGGCUAACUUUAUUCAGUUGACAGCAAGUAGGAGGGCUUUAUGGAGGGAGGAAAAAAGACAACUCGAGAAAAAUUAGUAUUUUCUACCUUCAGAAAUUAAUGGCCAUGAGUUCCUACAUGGUAAACUCCAAGUAUGUGGAGCCCAAAUUUCCUCCAUGCGAGGAGUAUUCGCAAAACAGUUAUAUACCUGAGCAGGGCUCUGGAUACUACAGUCCAUCGCAGGACACUGAUUUCCAGCAUCCAGGGAUCUACUCACGGUCAAACUACUCGGAGCAACCCUACAGUUGUAACACUGUGCAGGGCUCAACAGUACAACCGCGGGGUCAUGUGCAGGAGCAAGGCAGCAAUCCCGGAUCUUUCCCCACUCAAGGCGAGCAGUGCUCUCCGAUCCAAAUAUCCGGCCCGAGGACUUGUGACCAACAACAAAACACAAAGAACCAGAACGGGAUACAGACCAGACAACCUGCAAUAGUUUAUCCCUGGAUGAAGAAAGUCCAUGUUAGUACGGUGAACCCAGAUUUUACAGGACCGGAACCCAAGCGCUCGCGGACAGCCUACACGAGACAGCAGGUUUUAGAACUAGAAAAGGAAUUUCAUUUUAACAGGUAUCUAACCAGACGGCGUCGCAUCGAAAUAGCGCAUACUCUUUGCCUCUCUGAGCGACAGAUAAAAAUCUGGUUUCAAAACCGAAGAAUGAAAUGGAAAAAAGAUCACAAACUGCCCAACACGAAGGGGAGGUCGGCAUCGGCUGCAAAACACAUUCAGAAGGACAACCAGACAGAUAUCACAACUUUAUAAUAGAAAUGGAAACAUCUUACCCCAGAAGUACAGAUGAACUGUGUAUGAUAGACAAUGCUUCGUUUGUCUUUGCAUGGUUUUAAAUUCCUGACAUUCCGAACUUUAAGCUAUUUAAUAUGAAGCAGAAGCACACAUCAUUACCAAACGCAGUAUGAAUGAAUGCGAUGAAAGGAGACUAAAUACAAUUUUAAAUAUUGUUUGUAUGAAGUGGCAGACUAUAGGAGGGCAUCACAACAUGAUUCACGGGCUGCCAUGAGGUAUAUAUUAAAUUAAAAAAGACUGCAAUAUCUAUAUAAAAGCAAGUGAGCUUUAGAAAGCCUAUUCUUUUUAUUACUACUAUUUUAUUUUCGGUGUAAUUACUCCUAAAUGCAUCAUUACCUGUGAUAAAUUCGAUAAAUUAUUUUGUAAAGAAAGCAGUGGCUUAUGACUUUAGCUAAUAAUUUAUUAAACUAUUUGAACAAAACUCAUUAAAUCAUUCAUAUCUGGCCUAGAAAGUAUUCGCAUUUAAUUACGGACAUGGGUAACCAAAAUAUUCGUUUUCUGUAUUGAAAAAUCCUAAAAUAAUUUAGUCACGGGUAUGGCUAACCAAAUUAUUCGUUUUCUGUAUUGAAAAAAAAAAUAUUUAAAUAAUAGAAAGGUCUUAAAACAUUAACUAUUCAAUAUAUAGUAAUAUAGGAUAAACGGAAUAAACCGUUCUUUGACAAUUACUCUUAAACAGGAAGCGCAACAUUUGAAAUCUAUUUUACUUUGUUGACCAUAGUAUUGGAUACCUUGACGGCUAUAAAUCUCACUUGACAGUUUUGUAAACAAUGUACAAUUAAAGCAGCUGUAUAUCUGUCUUCCAGAUGUCAUCAGAAAUUCCUAAAUAAUAGUUCAUUUAUUGUUCCACGUACUUCUGGGUUUUAGCUAAACUUCUUUUUUAAUCUUCCUUUAUUUAUUAAAUGCCAGAAUAAGAAUGUUGAAAGUUUUCGUUUUUAAUUUCUAUGUGAAUUCAAGUGGUCGUUCCUUAAAUAUAUUAUGUUCGGUUAGAAAAAAGUGCAUUAUUUUUUAUUCUAUAUAUUUCUGUAUUUUAUGCAUAUUUUCUACGAGCAUAUUUUCUAGCAAAUGAAUAAUAGAGCUCAUUAAGAAAAGGUUUAUCCUCAGACCACGAAUAUCCUGUUGCAAUAAGAAACAAUGUGUAUAUACGCUAAAAGCAAAUCGGUCUGCUGUUUUGGUUUCAUUAAAAUUUUAUUUUGAGCAACAGAGAUGGGCUUAGCUCUGAAAAUGUGAGUGGAGGUAUUCACGUCGUGAUUAAAGAUUGACUGUUCUACUGUUA
Ictalurus punctatus (channel catfish) is the source of this 2472-nucleotide messenger RNA. It is a transcript of the gene hoxd4a, whose product is annotated as homeobox D4a. The record is from RefSeq and is a predicted model, not a curated record. Gene Ontology annotation, molecular function: DNA-binding transcription factor activity, RNA polymerase II-specific; RNA polymerase II cis-regulatory region sequence-specific DNA binding. The transcript has 3 exons. Gene Ontology annotation, biological process: embryonic skeletal system morphogenesis; regulation of transcription by RNA polymerase II; anterior/posterior pattern specification. The coding region runs from base 459 to 1157 and encodes 232 amino acids. Gene Ontology annotation, cellular component: nucleus. Lineage: Eukaryota; Metazoa; Chordata; Actinopteri; Siluriformes; Ictaluridae.